Molecule: messenger RNA, 1454 nt
Organism: Linum trigynum
Lineage: Eukaryota; Viridiplantae; Streptophyta; Magnoliopsida; Malpighiales; Linaceae
Source: the annotation of a GenBank genome assembly
CUCGCUCUCUUCCCUCUCAAUCGCCAAACGCCGGUACAAAAUCCAUAUGUACUGCCAGCAUCUCCGAAGAGCCUUCCUCAAUUCAACCCGUACCGUCUCCGCCGUCGCCGUCGCCGCCUCUUCCCGCCGCCGAUUCCUCCUCCGUAACUUCUCAGAUACGCUGCCGAAGGAGGAGAGCAAAAUGGUCGGCGAAAGUGAGAAAAGCCAAGUGACUCGGGUUCUGUUUUGCGGGCCUCAUUUUCCUGCUUCUCAUAACUACACCAGAGAGUACUUGGCUAAGUACCCUUUCAUUCAGGUUGAUGAUGUUCCUCUUAGUGAAGUGCCCGAUGUCAUAGCUAAUUACCACCUCUGCGUGGUGAAAAACAUGCGGCUGGAUUCAAAUGUCCUGUCGCGGGCGAAUCGGAUGAAGCUGGUAAUGCAGUAUGGUGUGGGGCUUGAAGGUGUGGACAUUGAUGCUGCUACAAAAUGUGGGAUCAAGGUAGCUAGAAUCCCCAGUGAUGUGACUGGAAAUGCGACAUCUUGUGCAGAGAUGAGUAUAUAUCUGAUGUUGGGUCUUCUGCGUAAGCAGCAUGAGCUUGAAACUGCAGUGCAGCAAAAAAAGCUUGGAGAACCAAUUGGUGACACUUUAUUUGGCAAAACGGUAUUCAUUUUGGGAUAUGGAAAUAUAGGGAUUGAGUUGGCUAAGCGAUUGAAGCCAUUUGGUGUGAGAAUUAUUGCCACAAAGAGGAGUUGGGCCCUGCAUUCCAAUGGUGGCAUUGUUCAUGAUUUGGUUGACGAGAAGGGUAGUCAUGAAGAAAUUCACGAGUUCGCUGGCAAGGCGGACAUAGUUGUUUGCUGCUUAUGUAUGAACAAAGAGACAGUAGGUAUAGUCAACAAUUCAUUCUUAUCUUCAAUGAGAAAGGGUUCCCUUUUGCUAAACAUUGCUCGAGGAGGCUUACUAGAUUACUCAGCUGUUUUCGACCACCUUAAGUCGGGACACUUGGGUGGCUUGGGCAUUGAUGUGGCAUGGACCGAGCCGUUUGAUCCUAAUGAUCCGAUUCUAAAGCUCAACAAUGUCAUCAUCACUCCUCAUGUAGCAGGGGUUACAGAACACUCGUACAGAUCCAUGGCUAAGGUUGUCGGAGAUGUUGCCCUUCAACUCCAUGCAGGGGAUCCUUUGACUGGCAUCGAGUGUGUGAACUAACGGACGCAUACGACUGAUGAAUGCUUUCCAAUUAUCUCUAAAGCAUCACAGGGGGGUUCGCCCAGGUAUGCACUAACGAUGAUUCAUCUGUAGCCCAGAGAGUUGAACCUGUGCAGUUAUCAUUUGCAUUUCAUCGCCUUUCAGCCUGAAAAAUGACCCGUGAGAGGGAUGUAAUAAGCCAACUUGGUGCGUCGUGGUUUCCUCGACUGAGAUCAGAUUCUCAGAAGCAGAAAACCGGACAUGGAAACCAGUGUACACCAACAAGUUUUGA